Messenger RNA from Conger conger (European conger), 988 nucleotides. RefSeq names its product immunoglobulin lambda-1 light chain-like. The record is from RefSeq and is a predicted model, not a curated record. Bases 59 to 775 code for a protein of 238 amino acids. NCBI's taxonomy places the organism in Eukaryota, Metazoa, Chordata, Actinopteri, Anguilliformes, Congridae. The transcript has 4 exons.
CCAACCUGCUCAUCUCUCAGCUGGACAGUAAGGGCCAUUCACACCACACACUGACAACAUGCUGGGAACACUCUGCACUCUCAUCGCUGUGCUCUCAUGUGUCAGUGGGCAGAAGGUUUUGACACAGAAACCCUCAAUGCUGAGUCUGACAAAAGGACAGAAGGCCACUUUGGACUGCAAUAUUGCCCGACAUGAAAAUUAUGUUUCUUGGUACAAGGAGGUUCCAGGCAGUGCUCCACAGUAUAUACUGUAUUUCUACUACUCUCACGGCUCUCCUACAUAUGGAGCUGGUUUCUCCUCCCCCCGCUUCACCUCCACCACCCAGAGUAACACAGACUAUCAGUUAAUAAUUAGCAAUGUGGAGGCAGGAGACUCAGCAGUGUAUUACUGUGGGACAUGGGACAGCACAGCUAAUGCAGGCGUAUUCGGCCAAGGCACUAAGCUGAUUGUCACUGACUCUACUCUUGCCGCGCCUACACUCUCUCUCCUGCCUCCGUCCAGCGAGGAGCUGAACACAGACAAAGCCACGCUGGUGUGCCUGGCGCAGAUGUCCAUUGGGUUCGCAGAUGUCAGCUGGACAUCGGGGGGGAAAGCCGUUACUGGCGGUGUUUUUACCAGCACCGCCGAACAGAAAUCCGACAAAAACUUCGGUUUGAGCAGCUUCUUAACCAUCAAGCCCUCCGAAUGGACUAGUGACCGCAUCUUUACAUGUCAAGUAUCUGUCGGGUCUAGAAUUUCAGAGAAAAGUAUCAAAAUGUCUGAUUGCAGUGAGUAAACUUUGUACCUUCACGUAUCAAACCUUUGAUCGUGCUUUUGUCGCAAUACAUUUGCAAUAGGUUAGUCUCGCCAUCGUGUUGCUUUAAUGUCAGUAAAUUGUUAAAAACAACAUUCAUUCGCUUAUGAGAUUACAUAGGUAAUUCCAUGCAUUUUGUUGUGUAUGCUUGAACUGUGCAGAGUUUAAAUAAAAAUAAUUGCAUGUAAUAAAAUA